CUGUCGCAGAUCUUACGUCAUCAGUGUUGGCGGUAUUUUGAAAAAAAGGAGCGUCUGUUGUUUUUACAUGGUGCGUUGUUGUUGUCCGUGGCGUGGAGGAAAACUGUGACAUUUACAAAUGAUGGCUGAAGGCGGCCUGUCCGAGGCCGCUCAGAGCGAGCUCAUGGACCAGUGUGAGGACCAGUUUGCUCAGCUGGAGAAGCUUCAGAAUGAGAUUAUUCUGUUUGAAACCGAUUUCUGCGAGAAUCCUCAAGAUCAGGCAGUGAAUCGACUCAUGGCAACAGAAGCUGAACUAAAGCAGUGGCUGACGGUGGAGCCAAAGUUGCUGGCAUCAAAUCCUGAAGUUUUACUUAAAGCUGGAACAGAGGAGAUGCUUAAGCUGUGCUCUGAACUUGAGAUGGUUGUUUCAUGCCACGAAGCAAAGAGAGACAAACUGAAAGAAACUAAAGAACUUGAGCAGAAGUGGUUGGAGGAGAAGAAACAGGCACUCAUCGCUGCCAAAGACCAUGUCGAUCGACUUCAAAUGGAGAAGGGGAAAUUACCUGAGCACAGUGUAUUGCAUGACACCAAGGUGAAAAUCCAGAAAAUGAAGGUCUACCAGGAAAGCUUGAUGGAGUGUCUGGGGGACCUUCUAGAGAAGCACAUCCCUUGCCCACAUCAGAAUGAACCCAGUACAAACAAGAAGAAGAAGCAGACCAUUACCCAGGAGUUAGAGGGAGACUUGAUAUCACUUAAUGAAAUUCUUGAGCUGCUCAUGAACAAGGUCCUGAAGACACCACACGACCCCUACGUGACGAUAGACAACACGUUCUGGCCACCGUACGUAGAGAUGCUGCUUCGCUAUGGCAUUGCAGUGAGGCACCAUGAGAAUAACUUCAAGAUCCGCCUGGAAACCUUUUUUUAAGGCCGUGGUGCAUUAAGCGCCUCAAGCACCACUUAUCUACAAGUGUUUCUAAUUUGAGUCUGUUUGUAUAGUGCUAUCAUUAUGUAUAUUUAUAUAAGCUGAUUAUAAAAUGAGGUGUUGGUCCAGUUAGGCUUCACAUGAAUAUGUUUUUAAAGCUAUCUUGUAUGUAGAGAGCAACCAUGGGUCCUUUAUAAAAUGUCUGAGAACACCUACAUUUAUGUUUUGAAAGUAUUUAGAUGUAUUAGAAAUACAUUUUGACCUUUUUCUAACAAAGCACUGUCAAUUCCAUGUAAUAUUUUAAUACUCAAUAGGGUUGGAGGUCUUAAUUACAUAUUUCCUUUAAUCCUAUUUUCCUAACUCUUAUCAAUGAAAAAUGCAUUGUUUUUAU
This is a messenger RNA of Etheostoma cragini (Arkansas darter), 1292 nucleotides long. It is a transcript of the gene cenpk, whose product is annotated as centromere protein K. The transcript has 10 exons. NCBI's taxonomy places the organism in Eukaryota, Metazoa, Chordata, Actinopteri, Perciformes, Percidae. The record is from RefSeq and is a predicted model, not a curated record. The coding region runs from base 119 to 904 and encodes 261 amino acids. Gene Ontology annotation, biological process: mitotic sister chromatid segregation; kinetochore assembly. Gene Ontology annotation, cellular component: nucleus.